ACUUCAAUUGUAGUCUGUGGUGGAGCGUCAGUAUGAAAAGGUACCUUUAGUCAAGCAAUCGAAAACUACUUCCGGCAUCCGGCAAACGCCCUAGUGUAUAUCUAUUGCUAUCGUUGAAUUAAAAUUUUUUACUUCGAGCGAAUUUUGCUCAGUGUCACGUUGUUUUUAUCGAUUUUAUGGGCAAAGGACGAUCGUAACAGUGGCGAAUCGUGUUGGAAAUUUUUACGUUCACGGUUACGGAAGUAGCGGUAAAGAAUAUUCAGAAGAAUUGUUGAAAAUCGACUGGAAAAGACGUAACAGGACGACUCGUGUAAAAUUGUGAGAUCUAAACUCGAAAAAUACCGCUGUAAAAAAACAAGUAUAGUCUUCCUCCGAAGAUAUCUACACCUGCAGCAAGUAAUUCUUGGACAUUUGAAGAAAAUUCUUCAUUGUUGACUCUUUGAAGCAGGAUAUAAUUUUCAAUCAGCCUACAAGCAUGUCCAUAGCCGGAUACGAGGAUCUUUUGAAUGGGCCAGUUAAAACGUACUUAGACUUAAGUCAAAAGAUCGGCGGUGAUGUAGCUGCUCAUAGCAAGCUCGUGGAGAAGGCUUUUCAGAUUCAGCUGCAAUUCGUGCGAACGGCGGUAAAUCGUCCUGCACCAGCAAAUCAAUCCGAACAAGUUUCUCUGUUCGCGCCCCUGUCCUUGCAGAUCCAGCAGAUCCAAGAUUUUCGCGAGAAAAAUCGCGGAUCCCCGUUCUUUAACCAUUUGUCAGGAAUUAGCGAGAGUAUUCCGGCUUUAGGAUGGGUUGCCGUGUCUCCUACGCCAGCUCCGUAUAUAAAAGAAAUGAAUGACGCUGGUCAAUUUUACACUAAUCGUGUAUUGAAAGACUGGAAAGAAAAAGAUAAAAUACAUAUAGACUGGUGUAAAGCAUGGGUACAAACGUUGACCGAGCUGCAGCAAUACGUUCGUCAACAUCAUACGACAGGUUUGGUAUGGGGAAAAACUGGUGCUGCACCUAUAGGGAUACCACCUCCUCCACCUCCUUCGAUGCCAAUCGAAGAUCUCUCACUAAACGUGGUGAACGAUGAUAGGAGCGCUCUCUUUGCUCAGAUUAAUCAGGGAGAGGAUAUCACAAAAAAUUUGAAAAAAGUUACUUCGGAUAUGCAAACGCAUAAAAAUCCCGCUUUGAGAUCCGGACCUGCGCCAUUUAAAGCACCAGCGGUUGCGAAUGUGACACCGAUAAAAAGUGUUUUACCGGCAAAUGUGCCUAUUGACAAAUCACCAGUAUUUACUCGAGAUGGUAAAAAAUGGCUUGUGGAAUAUCACAAGGGAGAAAAUUUAGUAAUCGAUAACGUGGAAAUGAAUAAUGUGAUUUAUAUGUUUCGAUGUCAAAAUAGUACACUCACUAUUAAAGGCAAAGUGAAUUCCGUCGUUAUGGAUUCUUGUCGUAAAUCAUCUAUUGUAUUUGAUUCUCUUGUAUCAAGUAUCGAAUUUGUUAAUUGUCAAAGCGUACAAAUGCAGGUUCUUGGAAAAGUACCUACAAUUUCCAUAGACAAGACGGACGGUUGUCAAAUGUAUUUAAAUGCAGAAUCGUUGAAUGUUGAACUGAUUACUAGCAAAUCUAGUGAAAUGAAUGUUAUGGUACCCAAGAGCAACGGAGAUUAUAAUGAAUACCCAAUACCAGAACAAUUCAAGACCACUAUUAAUCAAAAUGGUCUUACUACUACAGCCAUCGAUUCACUUGGUUAAAAACGUAAGAGAUUUGUUUAAAUGCAUAGCCUACUUUAACAAUAUAGCUCAUUAAAGAGAUAUAAUUAUCAAAAAUAUUCAAUCAUCAAAGAUAUCAAUUUAUUAAUAUCAUUAUUAUUUAUUAUCUUCUUUAUAUAAUGCGGAGCUAAAAAGAGAGAUGCAAUAUUGCAUAUCUUAUUUAUAUGUAACAAUUUGAUUUAGCAUAUGAUUGGGUUUUAAAUGGACGUGUAAUGAAUUGUGUAAUUAUUAUUAUUAAUUGUAUAAUUAUUAUUACAAAUGCAUUUGAUAAUAAGCGCAGUAAUAAUUUAUUUAUUAAACUUAAAGAAUUUUAUUCUACAGGAUGAGGAAAAAAGGUCGAAACCCCCGAAUAACUCGAAAAGUUAAAAUAAAUAAAUAUAAAUAUAAGUUUUCUAGAAAACUUUCAGAUAA
Molecule: messenger RNA, 2158 nt
Organism: Nylanderia fulva
Lineage: Eukaryota; Metazoa; Arthropoda; Insecta; Hymenoptera; Formicidae
Gene: capt
Product: adenylyl cyclase-associated protein 1
Biological process (GO): actin filament organization; cell morphogenesis; cytoskeleton organization
Cellular component (GO): cytoplasm
Molecular function (GO): actin binding; adenylate cyclase binding
Source: RefSeq, a predicted model, not a curated record